CGUAUAAUUGUCAUUGUGUGAGAUGGGCAGAUUGGAGUUUGAGUGAAGUGAUGAAGAGGGAGAGAAAGGGAGAAAUAUGGGAUUUCGAGCACGAACUACCAGCCGGUGGUGGUGGUGGUGGUGGUGGUGAAAAACUUAUACUCGGGUUGGACGGUGGGACUAGUAACACGAUAUGCGUAUGCAUGCCUAUUAUCCCUUUCACCCCAAACCAUUCUCCGCCUGUCUAUGCCCGUGCUGUUGCUGGCUGCUCCAAUCACAAUAGUGUUGGCGAAACUGCUGCAAGGGAGACACUAGAACAAGUUAUGGCAGAAGCUCUUUUAAAAUCAGGUUGUAGUAGGUCUGCUGUUCGUGCAGUUUGCUUAGCUGUGUCGGGAGUCAACCAUCCAACCGACCAGCAACGGAUUUUGGAUUGGCUGAGUGAUAUAUUCGCGAGCGAUGUUGAAUUUUUUGUUGAGAAUGAUGCGGUGGCAGCGUUGGCUAGUGGAACCAUGGGAAAACUUCACGGGUGUGUCUUAAUUGCUGGUACGGGGACCAUUGCAUAUGGAUAUACUGAAGAUGGGAGAGAAGCCCGGGCCUCUGGUGCAGGCCCGGUCUUAGGUGACUGGGGAAGUGGCUAUGGUAUCGCUGCAAAAGCUUUGACAUCAGUAAUAAGGUCAUAUGACGGGCGUGGUCCAGAAACAAUGCUUACUUGUAGCAUCCUGCACCAACUCCAACUUUCUUCUCCCGAUGAACUAAUUGGGUGGACGUAUGCUGAUCCAUCGUGGGCGCGGAUUGCAAAUUUAGUUCCUGUAGUGAUAUCUUGUGCGGAAGCAGGUGAUCAAGUUGCAAAUGACAUAUUACUUCAUGCGGUUCAAGAGUUGGCUUCAAGUGUUAAAGCUGUUGUUCACAGACUUGGAUUGUGUGGUAAAGAUGGGAAGGCGAGUUUUCCUCUUGUUAUGGUUGGUAAUGUUCUUGAAGCCAAUCGGAGAUGGGAUAUUGGAAAGGAAGUAAUUGAUUGCAUUUCCAAGGAUUUUCCUGGGACGCACCCAGUUCGGCCAAAGGUGGAGCCUGCUGUUGGAGCAGCAUUACUUGCUUGGAACUAUCUAAUAGAACAAUACCAGCAGGAGCAUUCAGAGGUAGACUACGAUUAGAUUUGGUACCAAGCCGCCAUAGAAGUUGAGCAUGAUUGAUGUCUAGUAGUUAUCAAACUGUAUAGCAGCAGCGGAAGAUCACAAAAAAAAAAAAAAAACUGUAGACGAACCAGACGGCAUGACCUUAAAAAGACAAUAUUCUAUUGUGUGAUUGUUGUGAUUUUAUCUUUAGUCUUUGUGUUUACAAAUUUAUAUAUAUUGAUGAAGAUAUUCAUGUUGUCUUUCAUUUUUUAUUUA
This is a messenger RNA of Helianthus annuus (common sunflower), 1367 nucleotides long. Its product is annotated as N-acetyl-D-glucosamine kinase. The record is from RefSeq and is a predicted model, not a curated record. The coding region runs from base 51 to 1130 and encodes 359 amino acids. Lineage: Eukaryota; Viridiplantae; Streptophyta; Magnoliopsida; Asterales; Asteraceae. The transcript has 7 exons.